Molecule: messenger RNA, 999 nt
Organism: Necator americanus (New World hookworm)
Lineage: Eukaryota; Metazoa; Nematoda; Chromadorea; Rhabditida; Ancylostomatidae
Exons: 10
Coding region: 1-999 (332 amino acids)
Biological process (GO): maturation of LSU-rRNA; maturation of 5.8S rRNA
Cellular component (GO): preribosome, large subunit precursor; nucleolus
Molecular function (GO): rRNA primary transcript binding
Source: RefSeq, a predicted model, not a curated record
AUGGUUUCAAAGAAAAAGAAAAUUGACUGCAAGAAAGAAGCUAGCAGCAGUCUCGACACGGAUGAGCUAGUUAAACAGUAUGAUGAGAUCAAGAAAACUCCUACUGUCAGCAAAGAUGAAUUCAAACAUCUUCCAAAAACAGAACGAGGAAGUGCCCUGCGAAAGGCCUUGAAAAAGAAUAAACGUGCUCGUCAAGCGGAACGUGAAAAACUACGAGAAACUCUAGGAGAUGCUGCACCUUCAAAGGAGGUUCCGAAAACAAUUGAAAGUACGAGGGAGUAUGAUGAAACAAUGGUCCAGGAUAACGAUGAUGAGGUAGAACAUGAUGAAGCUCAUGAUGAAUUCGCUCCUUAUUUUAAUCGUGAAACGACACCGAAAGUCCUCAUCACAAUGUCACCUUUUGCAAAGAAGACUACAUGGAAAUUCUGUUUCGAACUCCAAAAGUGCAUUCCAAACGCAGAAAUUUUCUCACGUAAAGGAGUUCCAUUGAAGAAAGUGGUGAAACAGGCUAUAUCCCGAUCGUACACAGAUCUCAUUGUUGUGCAUGAAGAUCAAAAGAAGCCGAAUGGAAUUAUUUUCUGUCAUCUUCCGGAAGGACCGACUGCCUACUUCAAGAUAAAUAAUUUGAGAUUCACCAAGGACAUACCGCGCGCUGGCGAAUCCUCAUCUCAUUAUCCUGAAAUCAUUCUCAACAACUUUAAUACUCGACUGGGACACACUAUUGCACGAAUGUUUGCCUGUUUAUUUCCCCACGACCCUAAAUUUACGGGACGCCGGGUUGUGACCUUUCAUAACCAGAGAGAUUAUAUUUUCUUCCGGCAUCAUAGGUAUGAGUUUAAAAAAGAGGGUGAGAAAGCAGCUUUGGUAGAACUUGGCCCUCGUUUUACCUUACGCCUGAAAUGGUUACAAAAAGGAACAUUCGAUACUAGAUGGGGAGAGUUUGAAUGGGUUUUGAAGCGUCAUGAAAUGGAAACAUCGCGGCGAAGAUUCUUCCUGUGA